Planococcus citri (citrus mealybug) is the source of this 1068-nucleotide messenger RNA. RefSeq names its product interferon-inducible double-stranded RNA-dependent protein kinase activator A-like. The transcript has 2 exons. NCBI's taxonomy places the organism in Eukaryota, Metazoa, Arthropoda, Insecta, Hemiptera, Pseudococcidae. The record is from RefSeq and is a predicted model, not a curated record. The coding region runs from base 256 to 969 and encodes 237 amino acids. Gene Ontology annotation, cellular component: RISC complex; RISC-loading complex; cytoplasm. Gene Ontology annotation, molecular function: double-stranded RNA binding; siRNA binding. Gene Ontology annotation, biological process: siRNA processing; regulation of regulatory ncRNA processing.
ACCAGCACCGGACUCCGGACAGAUGAAAAUAUUACUCGUGUUGGGUUAAGUUAUUAAUAAGAUGUAGAUGAUCUUCCUCUUCGUGGAUUUGUUUCGAAUGUAACGAAUGUAAACCUGUAAAAGGUAACGAACAAGUUAAUCGAUGUAGUAUCGUACCGAGUCAAAUAAAUUCUCAAAACUCUAGUUUACCGUCCUUAUCUGCCUGCUGAUAAGAAAUACAGUUACCUCAAGUUGCCUUCACUUACCUACUACAAAAUGCCCGAAGUCGAGAAACCUGCUCACAGCAAACUCAACGAAUACGCUCAAAAGUACGGAACGAAUAAAAAAGCCCCAGAUUAUACCUUCACCGAUCGUAUGGAUCGUAACAAUCGUAAAGAAUUUAUAUGCAAGUGUAGAUUCGAAGGACGGACAACCGAAGGCGUUGGUUCGAGUAAAAACGAAGCUAAAAGAAACUCAGCGAAUCAUAUGCUCGUUCUUUUACACGAAAUUGACCCUUCGAAAUUCGCUGAAAAAGUUCGACUAGAAGAAGAAGAGAUUAGUAACACAUUAGAACAUUUCGAUCGUUUGAAAUUGGACAUGUAUCUGGAGAAACUUCUCGAAGACCGAGAGACUGAUUACAGCAGUUUUCGACGUUCCUUCGUGGGAGACUUGCCGGAGAACAGCGAAGAUUAUCAAAUCAAAGCCGAUGUGAACUCGCCUCAAUCGAAGACUCUAGAUAAACUGAAAAUAAGCGGAAUCGGUGUAGUCAAUUUGGGUAAUUCGUGUACCCUAUUCAAAGCUAUUGUCAACGAAAUGAAGCUUAGAUACUUCGCCGAAUUCCUCGAGACUGCCAAAAACGACCGGUAUGCAGUCGUGAUCAAAAUGAAUAUCAAUUUAUUCACCGCCGGAGGCGUAGGCGAAAGUCCCGAGCAAGCGAUACAAAACGCUUGCAAGAACGCGAUCGAAUUUCUACUUGUUUUAAACAUGUGAUAUGAUUAAUUUCUAAUUUGUUCUUUUUUUUACGUUUUUAUCUUAUUAUUAUACUUUCUACGUUCCAAAUUAUUUUUAUAAUAAAAAAUUGUUACGAGA